AUGGCUGCCAUGGCUGCCAUUAAGGCCAUCGAAGCCAAUACUGUUCAUCGGAUCCAAUCUGGGCAGGUCAUUGUCGAUCUGUGUUCUGUGGUCAAGGAGCUUGUCGAGAACAGCCUUGAUGCUAAUGCUACGGCCAUAGACGUGCGCUUCAAGAAUCAAGGACUAGAAUCCAUUGAGGUUCACGACAAUGGAUCUGGCAUUUCGCCUGAUAACUACGAAGGAUUAGCCUUGAAGCACCAUACAUCCAAACUGGCGACCUUCUCUGAUCUCAACACUCUGUCCACAUUUGGCUUCCGUGGCGAGGCUUUGUCGUCGCUUUGCGCCUUGUCUCACUUCUCUGUCGUCACCUGCCUCGCCAGUGACACUCCCAGAGCGACCAAGCUAGAUUUCGAGCCAUCUGGCAGGCUCAAGGGCACUACCGUCGUCGCUGGGCAGAAGGGCACAGUGGUAAUGGUCAAUAGCCUGUUCCACAACCUCCCUGUCCGGCGACGUGAACUUGAACGUAACAUCAAGCGAGAGUGGAAUAAGGUCAUCACGCUUCUCAACCAAUACGCCUGCAUACAGACUGGUUUGAAGUUUACCAUUUCCCAGCAACCUAACAAGGGGAAACGCAUGGUUCUCUUCUCUACCAAGGGAAACACCACCGUCCGAGACAAUAUCAUCAACGUCUUCGGUGCCAAGACCACAGCUGUUAUGACGAGGCUCGAUGUCGAACUUCAGUUUGAGCCAUCAGCAGAAUCAGGCUUUACUUCAGCAAAACAGCCUAAUCAAAGCGCUUCCCCUGUUCAGGUCAAAGGAUUCGUCAGCCGACCCGCGCAUGGCGAAGGCCGUCAAACUCCAGAUCGUCAAAUGUUCUUCGUCAACGGACGACCUUGCAUUCUCCCUCAGUUUGCAAAGGUGUUCAAUGACGUGUACAGGUCGUAUAAUUCAUCACAAUCACCCUUUAUCCUCGCCAAUAUACAACUCGACACACAUCUUUACGAUGUGAAUGUUAGCCCAGACAAACGCACUAUUCUUAUGCAUGAGCAAAAUCGCAUGUUGGAUUCUCUACGCGAAGCUCUCACAUCCCUCUUCGAGUCCCAGGACUAUUCCAUCCCCUUGUCAUACAUGACACCAUCCAAGCCCGGACCAUCUGUGGCCUCUUCACCACAAUCUUACCCCGACAAGCAGUCGCAAUUGCGUCGGGUGACUUCAGACACGAGCAACGACGAUGAAUUUCUUCAGAAGCACAACACCGAGAAUCUCGGGCCAAGCUAA
Messenger RNA from Verticillium nonalfalfae, 1257 nucleotides. RefSeq lists its product as uncharacterized. NCBI's taxonomy places the organism in Eukaryota, Fungi, Ascomycota, Sordariomycetes, Glomerellales, Plectosphaerellaceae. Gene Ontology annotation, cellular component: MutLalpha complex. Gene Ontology annotation, biological process: mismatch repair. The transcript is spliced from 4 exons. Bases 1 to 1257 code for a protein of 418 amino acids. The record is from RefSeq and is a predicted model, not a curated record. Gene Ontology annotation, molecular function: ATP hydrolysis activity; ATP-dependent DNA damage sensor activity; mismatched DNA binding.